Molecule: messenger RNA, 1283 nt
Organism: Zingiber officinale
Lineage: Eukaryota; Viridiplantae; Streptophyta; Magnoliopsida; Zingiberales; Zingiberaceae
Product: serine carboxypeptidase-like 18
Exons: 10
Coding region: 6-1283 (425 amino acids)
Biological process (GO): secondary metabolic process; proteolysis
Molecular function (GO): serine-type carboxypeptidase activity; acyltransferase activity, transferring groups other than amino-acyl groups
Source: RefSeq, a predicted model, not a curated record
GGAAGAUGGAAAUCCCUCUCCUGAUUGUCUCACUGAUCUUUCUCUGCUUCUUUUCCUCUGCUCUCUCAUCUUCUGUGGUCACCUAUUUACCUGGAUUCCAAGGCCCCCUUCCCUUCUACUUAGAGACAGGGUACGUGGAGGUGGACCAGGACCACGGCGGUGAGUUUUUCUACUACUUCAUCAAGUCGGAGAACAAUCCGGCAGAGGACCCCCUGCUCCUCUGGCUGACCAGCGGGCCCAGGUGCUCUGCCUUCAGCGGAUUAGUCUUCGAAAUCGGUGGGCCCCUGAAAUUUGUGACAGCCGAGUACAACGGGAGCUUGCCAAGCUUGGUCUACCAUCCUUAUUCCUGGACCAAGGUAGCCAACAUUAUCUUUGUAGAUUCCCCGUUGGGUCCUGGAUUCUCAUACUCAAGAAAAUAUGAAGGGUAUGAUGCCAAUGAUACUAUUUGGUCUGAACAGGCUUCUAAGUUUCUUUUACAGUGGCUUGUUGAGCACCCACAGUUCAUCUCCAAUCCCCUCUACAUUGCUGGGGAUUCAUAUGCUGGAAAACUUGUACCUAUGGUGGCCAAAAGAAUAUUGGAUGGUAUUGAUGAAGGGAAAGAACCAUUACUUAACCUCCAGGGUUACUUGAUUGGCAAUCCAUCCACGGGUGGAAAAGUCGAUACCAAUUCUAAAAUACCUUAUGCUCACAGCAUGGGAAUCAUAUCAGAUGACUUCUUUGGGGUAAUCUUAGUAGAUCAACUAGGACGAAUUUCUCAAAAUGAUCUUUGGUAUCACUUCACGAAUUGGGCAUCUGUUGUUGGUUUAGUCGGUAAUGUAUUCCAAGCUAAUUACAGUCCUGCAAAGGCAGGAGUGAUUGGUCUCACGAAGACUGUUGCAAAAGAAUACGCAAGCAGAAAUAUCAACGCAAAAUCAGAAAUUGAACAAGACUGCGAACCCAAAUACGAAUCUCCAGAGUCAACCUCCGAACCAGACUCGGAAGAAUCAGAUCAGACCAAUUUCAUAGCACUAAUGGCCAGAGAGGAAAUUGCUGAAUCUGAGUCUGAACUCGAGGUGGCAACAGUCAAGGGGGAGCAUCCUGUCAUAAAUUUGAGAGUUGAUCCUAAUAAUAUUUUUAUUGAUGAUGUUAUUGUUCCAGAUAUUCUUAAUGUUGCAGGUGUUUUUGAUGAUGAAAGUGUAGGGGAGACCCAAGAAUCAUUUCCUUUGACUAUUCCACCACCAGUUGAGCCAGUUGAGCCUUUUAUUGUGCAUAUUGAUGAUGGAAGUGUAGGGGAGACUCAAUAA